Capsicum annuum is the source of this 715-nucleotide messenger RNA. RefSeq lists its product as uncharacterized. The record is from RefSeq and is a predicted model, not a curated record. The coding region runs from base 213 to 551 and encodes 112 amino acids. The transcript is spliced from 2 exons. Lineage: Eukaryota; Viridiplantae; Streptophyta; Magnoliopsida; Solanales; Solanaceae.
UUAAGCCUUAAAAUUCCAGCUACCACUAUUACUCUGCCAAACCACGAUCACUUUCUCCUUUUUUCCCCUCUCCAUUAUUGCAUACAAUACAUCCAUACACGUCCUUAUCAUGCAUUCCUUUUUUAUAUUCUUCUCUUAAAUCUUGUCUCCUUUUCUCUAUCUUUCCCCCCUCAUCUCUUUUUUUUUUUUUUCUCAAUUAAAAGGACAUAAUAAUGCCCACCAUAUCUGAAAUCUCAUCUUCUUCUUCUUCUCAAUGUCCAUGGCAAGAUUAUUAUCAUGUUUCUUCUCCAUUGAAAAUUCAGUUGGUUUCUAAGUCUGUGUCAGAAAGGCUGCUCUCUAAAUUCUCUGAUUUGACUGAGUUUGAUUUUGAUUAUUCUAAGAGUGGCUUGUGGUCUCCUCCAAUCGAAAGAAGCCACGUGUUCUUGAACUCACCAACUGGGGAAAUCCUUUCACAUAGAGAAAUGGCUGCUAAGUUAAAUAAAGUAUUGAAGAGACAUCAGAGAAGAAGACGUUACUUCAAUGCAUGUUUAUGUUCUCCAAAGAGAUUCUGAUCUCAAGUCAAAAGAAGUCUUGCAAGAUUUUCAGUUUAUUGAGAGAUUAAGAUAUUAAUUAAAUGCAGGAAUUAUGCUUAAUGUCUAACUAUUAUCCAAUUCAAAAUGUACAUGUUUUUAGGUAACUAUUAAUUUAAUUAUAUAGAGAAAUGGAUAAUUGACAA